This is a messenger RNA of Cervus elaphus (red deer), 3272 nucleotides long. Its product is annotated as S-acyl fatty acid synthase thioesterase, medium chain-like. The transcript is spliced from 9 exons. NCBI's taxonomy places the organism in Eukaryota, Metazoa, Chordata, Mammalia, Artiodactyla, Cervidae. Gene Ontology annotation, biological process: lipid biosynthetic process. The record is from RefSeq and is a predicted model, not a curated record. The coding region runs from base 1498 to 2283 and encodes 261 amino acids.
UUGCGCCUGCGCACUGCCGCUGGAGGGCCUUUCCCAGCGCCUCCACCCAGCUCCUAAACUCCUGAAACUGUCGCGACGCCCUGGGCAGACAGACUCUCCGGUUUGGGAGUGGUCGGAUGCAAAAGAAUGUAAAGCGUUUUCGGAGCGGUUCCAUCCCCUGCCCCACCGCAUUGGAAGGCAAAGGCCGGGCAAGGAGUGAGCUCUACGCACGCGCAGCGCGGCCACGUGGAACCGGUGCCGGGGCAGACGUGAGUGGAGGGCUCUGCGCUGGGAUGUGAGAUCCGGAGGGGUCGCUCUGGUUGGGAUCGAACCGGCGACUCGGCCAGGCGCGCGCAAAGUUGUCUAGGCCCCCAGUCCCUAGGGCUUCCCCGUCCCGGCGUGUUUUCCUGCGUCCCGGCCUGGGCUCAGGCUCUGCUCUGUUUGGAGUUGCGCGUCUUUUGGAUACGAGAAGCAAUCAGACAAAGCCCCACCCGGCCCUUCUGUUCUCCGCAGCCUGGAAGUGGAGGCCGACAAGAAAAUAACUCCAGUCGUGUGUGCUGAGUAGUAGGUCGGCACUAGAUAGACGGCAGACCAGAGAGAGAUGACCUCGGGGAUCGAUUACCGGAUCCGGAAACUGAGUCCUCCCUGCUUUACUCCCAGUUGAUCACUAAGUCGGGCGGAUUGUACCUCCUGUUUCAACUAGCAUGUGUUUCCGUCCACCGGCAACUCUGGUGAAGGUCACUGUCAUGUCUUCCCAGGACUAUUCCGACUCCUCUUUGCUGCUUUCAGUCUUGAUUCUGAAGACAGGAGGAGCUAAUGCCCAGAGCUUCUAACUGUAGUUUGGCGGGGGUGGGGGGGCGGGAUUUUGGUCAUGCAGCUUGUGGGAUCUUAGUUCCCCAGCCAGGUAUCAAACCUUUGCCCCUUGCAGUGAAAGCACAAAGUCUUAAUCACUGGACUGCUGGGGAUGUCCCUCCCUGUUGUUUGAAUUCGGAGGCACGUGAACUGUAGCUUGUGUGAAGCGAAAGCUCUGGUAGAUCACCGUAUUUGCUCCAUGGUCACUGAAUUCCCUCUUCCUGACCACCUUCAACCUGGUGCCAGCCUCUGCCAGUCACGUCACUGGAUUUGGAUGAGCAGCCUCCAGCUUGGGUUUUGACAGUGAUGGAGUAGACGUCACACCAUCCGGAAGCAACAUAUCUAACCAGAGCAGAAAUGCAUUGACUUCACAGAGGAAGGGGAAAAAAAAAGGUCCAAACUGGAUCAAGCCAAACAAUCAAGUAAGCAAACCAGUACGGCAAAUGAGAAAAACUAAGGAGGAGAAGCUAAGAAGAGAUUGCUGAAGACUUUGUUCAUUACCUCAAAUUUCUAUGAAAAAUUGAGUUUCAAGGGCUUGGAGCAAUAAUCAACAGAUUUCAAAGUGUGCUCGAGGCUGAUCAGAGGUUUUAUAUCCAAAGAGGUAUUGAAUUUGGCACUGGCCAGAAAGUUCCUGAGAGCAGCAAUUUUGUACCAUUUCCUCAACAAAUGGAGAGCAGAGACAAAGCUGAGACAAUCAGGAAUGAAAAAGUUGUGAACUGCUUAUACCAGAAUCGUAAUGCACUUUUUAGGCUGGUUUGCUUUCCUUGGGGAGGAGGUGGCUCCAAUUUCUUUGCCAAAUGGGGCCAAGAUAUUCCUAAUUCCGUGGAAGUGCAUGCCAUACGGCUUGCUGGGAGAGAAAGUCGGCUUGACGAACCUUUUGCAAGUGACAUGCAUCAGGUGGUUGAUGAAAUUGCCUGUGCCCUACUGCCAAUCAUGCAGGGUGAAAAUUUUGCAUUCUUUGGUCACAGUAUGGGAUCUUAUAUUGCUUUUUUUACUGCACUACAUCUGAAAGAAAAAUAUAAUCUAGAACCAGAACAUUUAUUUGUGUCAAGUGCAAGCCCUCCUCAUGCCCGACUUCCUUUCCUCAAAGAUGAUAUGUGUGUCGAACAAAUUGCCUUUUUACUGAAGGAAAUGGGAGGCAUUCGUGACGAUUUUGUUGGUGAUGAGGAACAGAGUCAAGAAUCCUUUACCAAAGUGUUAGCAGAUCUUCACAUUUUGAAAGAUGUCAUCUGUAACACACACUCUAAGACUCGUCUUUCUUGUGACAUAACAUGCUUUUCUGGAUCUGAAGAUAUACCAGCGGAUAUGGAAGCCUGGAAAGAUGUAACCAGUGGAAAUUUUGAAAGUUUUGUGCUUCCAGGACACCACUUCUAUCUUCUGGAACCUUCCAACACAAGCUUCAUCAAGAAAUACAUAACCAAGUCUCUAGAAAUAUCAGCGCUUGCCUCUUGACAGAUACCUCCCCUUCUUGGUCUUAAAACAGUCCCAUUGAUCAUGUGAUACUCUUCUUCGGUGUUUCAGAGUAGCUUAGGAGUUUGUUUCAGAGAUUGGAAAAUGAUCAAUUUGCUGCUGUCAGGGUGAUGUGUUAUCUACAAAUGUAUUUCCCCACAGAGCAUUUACAUAUCUGGGGGAUGCAAGAUGAAUGGGUCAAGAAUACUUUCGGGAGGGUCUUUCUUCUUUGUAUUAGAAUCGCAUUUGGGUCUCAUCUGUGGAAGGUUUGUCAAUGAAGUUCCUGCUUGGUCAAUGAUUCGUUUCUUCCUUUCGGUUAUUCUGACAGUGAAAAUCACAGACAGGGGAAGUGCUUGAAAUGAAAUGACUGUUUCAUUAACACACUGGGGCCCAAAGCCUGAUCUCAUCUUUUGAAAUAUAGGGUUGCCCCAAUCAAUGAGGAAAUGUUAAAAUAAGACAGCCCUGAAUAAUCAUUGCUGCCUGUCCUGGCAAGUCCCCGGAAUGCCCGUAGCCCUCUUAGGUUCUCUUCUAAGGGGUUCCUCCGACCUGGACUGCUUGCUGUCUGUGUGUGUUCCCGCUGCUGUUCAGGCAAUGACCAACUGGGACUCAGGGUGACUGUCCGGAGUCUAGUCCUCAGUGUACAGAGGGUCAGGCACAAAUGCCAGACCCAGCAGGCUGCCUCAGCUUCAUGUGUGAUCAUCUGAACCAGACAGAGAAAGCAAGCACACCAGUUGGAAACAUACAGGAAAGAAAAGGGAAAAAAUUAAGUAGGAGACUGACCUGAGUCAGAGCAACGGCAGACCACCACUGGUAGGAUUCACAGAUGCCUACUGCCCGGGAUGGAGAGGCACCAUAUCCCCAGGGCUACGUGGGUCCUGCCAUCUCUGCCGAGGCCCAAACCGUGUUUGUCUCUUGGAAUCCUGGCUGUUUAACUGGCACCUUGAUUUGUUAUCUCCCUUGGUUCUUCACAAUAAAGCCCCUACUGCAUGCAA